GCGUAUCUAGAUUCAGUAUCCGUUCAACGUGCAGCGGUCUCUAGAAGCAAGCGUUUAUGUAUGAUGUACUUUCGUUUUCGAAACGGCUGCAACCUGAUUGAUCUCGCGUGACCUGAGUCAAGCGUGCGGCUUUGAUGCCGAACGUUGGCAAAACCUAGUGUAGAUUACAGUUUGUAGCUACGGUUAAUGGUACAAAUCACUGCUGUCAGUAACUGGUAUUGAGAAAAGCAACAGUUUUCGUGACAUUAUUGUUUAGCGAAGAAAUUAUACUUUCGGUUCCAGCACUUUUGCCGUGAGCAAAGUUUUCCUUUCAAUUUCCACUAUCAGUCGGCUAUCACCCUCCAACUCCCUACUGUACGAACUCGUAACUGCAGCAUUAACGAAACUUGUUUGAUCAAUAUCCGGAGGACUUCUGUUUUGAAGCACCAGUGCAAUAAUAUCAGUGUGCCGCGAAAGCUAGAACCGAGUGAUACAAAAUUGUCUUGCAGAGCACCCUGAGAGCAUUGUUUUUGCAGUCACUUAGCUCUGCUAAUUAAUUACCUCACCCCCGCUUCUUGAGUAGUUCAAUGGUGGGGUGGCAGCACAAUCGACAUCUGAAAGUAACUUUCCCGUAAACCGCGCUCGGUGAUAACAAGUCGCGAUCAGUUAAACAGUGACGGACGGUCAGUCGAGGCGUGCAAAGUCAAGUUCUCCUCUAACGGAAGAGAUACCAUGAUUCCAAUGUUUAGCAAAUUUGAGUUUAAAGAAGGUGUCAAGCAGAUCGUCGGUGUGUCGGAUAUCACCGAAAACCGCAACAUAUGGCGUAUGUUGAUUGCGGAAUUCCUCGGCACUUUCUUCCUGGUAUCGGUCGGUAUCGGUAGCACGAUGGGCUGGGGCGAUGGAUACGAACCCUCGAUGACGCAGAUCGCGUUCACCUUCGGUCUGGUGGUGGCUACGUUGGCCCAGGCGUUCGGCCACGUGAGCGGCUGCCACAUCAACCCGGCGGUUACAAUUGGUCUAAUGGUAACGGCCGACAUCAGCAUACUAAAGGGAGCCUUCUACAUCGUGUCGCAAUGUGUGGGAGCGAUCGCAGGUGCUGCACUUAUUAAGGCGGCCACUCCAUCCGAUGUCAUUGGGGGACUGGGCGUUACCGGAAUCGACCCGCGGCUGACUCCCGGUCAGGGAGUCAUGAUUGAAGCCCUAAUCACCUUUAUCCUGGUGUUCGUUGUUCAUGGCGUCUGUGACAAUCGUCGUUCCGACAUCAAAGGAUCCGCUCCACUAGCGAUCGGACUAUCUAUUACUGCCGGUCAUCUCAGCGCGAUUAAGUACACGGGUGCUAGCAUGAACCCGGCCCGUUCAUUUGGGCCCGCCGUUGUGAUGGGCAACUGGGUCGAUCAGUGGGUAUACUGGGUCGGCCCAAUUGUCGGGGGCAUCCUCGCUGGUGCUAUCUAUCGUCUGUUCUUCAAAGUAAGAAAAGGUGACGAGGAAUCCGGUUCUUAUGAUUUUUAAAUGCUCACAAUAUCAAUCUCGUUAUUUUCUUUAACUAAAUUUAAUCCCCUAGCUGAAUUAAAUAACCACUAACAUGUAUUUACUUCCCGAUUUUUCUUGUCCCUUUAUUUUAGAUGAACACUAACAAAGUAGGCCAAGUGACUAACGACGUUCAGUACAUAUAGUCGCGGGCUAGCCCAUCUCCCACAUAUGUAGUUAUCGAUAGUACCAUAAGUUAUCUAAUGUGAACAAAAACUAAACAAAAUCAGCAUCAGCUACUACCAUUCAUCCCCGUUUAGGAGAAACCAGCCACGGAGAAAUGUGCGUACUAACUUGCUAACAAAAAAUUAGGAAACCGAAGCAAUAAGUGCAAAACGGCAAGCCAGGGAAUGUUCCUGUGCUAAAACAAAUUCCACCUAAAUUACAACGCCAAAUUCAAGCAAGAUAUAUUCUAAAUCUUAGCGCAUCAAAAUCUUCUUGCACACUUUAUUUGGGAACUAGUAAUUGUACUACCCUAAGAAUCCUGUUCCUCGCCCAUCUGGUAACUUCAACGCCAAAGAAUAUUAUUGCACAUUUUCGGAUGCUAAGAACCUAACUACACGCUUUCGGAGAGCAGUUUUUGUUAAGUGUAUAUAAUCAUCUAAUCUUUUGAGUGAGUCUUCCUUGAAAACACAGAUUUCACAUUCUUAAAUCUAACAACAAAAUUAGAUCUUCUAUUUACAACAGUUGCUUUUGUACAGAUUCGAAAUCUGCUACAUUUAACCUGUUUUGUGACGUAAAACACUUGUAAAUAAAUUACUGUCCUAAAUUAUCUCUCGCCCUAUACAUAUCUAAAUAAUCUAAGUUGUAAGCUAAAACUGAUCAGGGUGCUGGGUUCGAUUAAUAAAACUUAGCCUUUUUAAUCGAUGUACUGGGAAAAAUCUAAAAUUAAUCGUUCAAUGAUUCAUCAAAAUCUGCUUUCGAUCAUUACCUGUUACUAAUAACUUCAAAUGAAACUCUAUUCACACCAUAAUAUGUCUAAAAUAGAUAAUACACCUGUAAUAUUUUUGUUAUGUUGGCAGAUGAGAAUUUGCGUUUCAUAUUGUUAUUCAUUGUUUUCAAUUCUUAAUUAUUAUUUAAAUCAAUUCUGCUACCUAUUUUUCCUGAACUGUUAUUGAAAAUAAAGUAGUGGGAUGUAUCAGAUAGUUGAAACAAAUGCAGCUUGAAUGGUCUAAAUAAUUAUCGCAAAAGUGCCUUUUACAUAGGGUGGUCAUGAUUUGCAACAUACAAAACAUUCAAUUUUGCAAAUGAAGCAUGAGAUCUCGAAACAAUUGCAAAAGAUUUUUGAAAGUAUGAUUUUUGUUAGCGUUGCUGAAGAUAGAAUUAAGACCCUAUUACGAUAUAUCUAAGCUGACCAACUCAGACAGCUCACAAUACGUAUGUUAGACGUUAACUCAGGUCAGAUUUGCAUGGUAUUCUUCACCGUAUUGUUCAUCGAAACCUGAUCGCAACUGAACAAAUUUACAGAAUCUAUAAUAGCUUAUGAGAAACCACUUGACCACCUUACUGUCUAUGGUACAUAUGUUUUGUGACUAAUGCAUGCAUAUAACUGUAUAUAUAACAAUGCUGCGAGUGCGGUGAGAAUUUUGCAAAACUUAAUCGAUUGAAUCCCAUUUGUAUCUUCUUGUAUGUAUUAUAUACAUUGGAAUUUACACACGUUUUUAUUUUAAAAAGAUAUGUUAAAUAAAAAUCAUAAACAUAGAA
Messenger RNA from Topomyia yanbarensis, 3210 nucleotides. It is a transcript of the gene Drip, whose product is annotated as aquaporin AQPAe.a. Gene Ontology annotation, molecular function: water channel activity. Gene Ontology annotation, biological process: transmembrane transport. Bases 712 to 1488 code for a protein of 258 amino acids. Lineage: Eukaryota; Metazoa; Arthropoda; Insecta; Diptera; Culicidae. The transcript has 6 exons. Gene Ontology annotation, cellular component: plasma membrane. The record is from RefSeq and is a predicted model, not a curated record.